This is a messenger RNA of Dermatophagoides pteronyssinus (European house dust mite), 509 nucleotides long. RefSeq names its product cytochrome c oxidase subunit 6A2, mitochondrial-like. The record is from RefSeq and is a predicted model, not a curated record. Lineage: Eukaryota; Metazoa; Arthropoda; Arachnida; Sarcoptiformes; Pyroglyphidae.
AAUAGCGAGCAAAUAUAAAAGUCAACAGAAGGACUUCAACACGUUAUUAACAAAAUAUUUUUACAUCGCUCAUUUUCUUUUCUAAUUGCGACAAAUAUUUGAUCCAAGUAAAAAUGUUUUCUCGAAUUGCUCGCGCUAAUCAAAUGAUCAUCCGUAACCAUGUACGAAACAUGGCUACACAUGGUGAACAUGCCCAUACACCGAAUCCCGAUUUCUGGAAAAAGGUUUUCUUCUUCGUUUCAUGUCCAGCUAUCGUUUUGGCAGGUAUCAACACUUAUUUGUUGGAAAUGGAACAUUAUCACCAUUAUCAUCGUCCAGAAUUCGUUCCUUAUGAGCAUCUUCGCAUUCGUACUCGACGAUUUCCAUGGGGUGAUGGUAAUCAUUCAUUGUUCCACAACCCAUCCACCAAUCCUCUCCCCGAAGGAUGGGAAGAAGAUGCUUCACAUUAGAAUGAUCGAUUAUACAGAAAAAAAGAAACUCGGUCGAUUGUCUUUUAGAUUUAUUUGUAA